AUCCAUUGCCAGCAAUUUGACGAGCCUUCCAUCCACCCUGGUGCAACUCAGCUCCACACUAACUGCUCUUCACUUGGGUUUUAACCGCCUUACAGGAACCUUCCCUUCCACUGUCACUCGUCUGCUGCAGCUGCGCACACUCAACCUUGCUAACAAUCAGCUCACAGGGAAAAUCCCCACCGGCCUUGCCAAACUCUCUCACCUCGCCUUCCUACGCUUGGAUGGCAAUCAGUUUACAGGCCCCAUUCCCUCACAGCUCUACUCCCUCACCAACAUCUCGUACCUUUCUCUCCAUUCCAACCGCCUAUCAGGCAGCAUUGCACCGCAAGUGCCAUUUGAGGCGCCCCAAAACAAUCCUCCUCACUCCUCCUUUCUCAAACGGGAUUUGAGAGACAACAUGCUGACGUCAUCCAUCCCGUCCACCCUGCCAUCAUGUGUCAAGCUGCUCUGGCUAGCUAUUGUAGUGGCACUUGUUUCUCGGGCUAUCAUCAUCAUCAUCCCUUCCUCUUCUCAACCCUCUCAGCUCUCGUCCUUCCUUCCCUCCGUCCCCAACGUCCCGCUAUCGAUAUUCUUUCUCCCCCUCCCCACCCACCAUUAUCCCUCUCAGCUAUCUGAGCAACAAUCGCCUCACAGGCUAAUAGAUUCCAACCGCCUUUCUUCCACGCUGCCUGCCGCCCUCUCUGCUCUCUCGCUCCUCUCCCACCUUCUCACCAGCCCCGUCCCUCCCAUUCUCUGUGCCUUAUUGUCCCUCUCUGCCUCUCUCCACCCCUCUCUACCCCUCUCUGUUCCGUCCCCUUCCCUUAACCUCCCAGCAACAACACUCUCACCGUCCCCAUCCCCCCCACCCUCAGCACCCUCACUGCCCCUCUCUGCCUCCCUCCACCCCUCUCCACCCCUCUCUCUUCUGUCCCCUUUCCCCUUCCCUCACACCAGCGAUGCCAGCAACAACACUCUCACCGGCCCCAUCCCUCCAGGCCUUGGUGAACUCUCCUACCUUGCCUACCUGUAA
Molecule: messenger RNA, 1009 nt
Organism: Closterium sp. Naga37s-1
Lineage: Eukaryota; Viridiplantae; Streptophyta; Zygnematophyceae; Desmidiales; Closteriaceae
Source: the annotation of a GenBank genome assembly